GGCGGGCGGGAGGCGGCCCCGGGGCCUUGCGGAGGAGCGGGCGGGACAUGGCGGCGGGCGUGGGGAUGCGCGGCCUCGGCAGGCAAUCUGGUGCUCUGAAAAGGAAGCUCCAGGCACCACCUGGAAACCCACCCGUGAAACGAAAACGUAAAUUAUCCAUAAACACCUUCAGGAAGGGUGCCACAGAGGCUGACAGGAGGGAGGAGGGAAGGUCGUCACAAAAAACUGUUCCUAAGAAGCAGCUGACUGACAAACAGAAUGAAAGCCAGAAGAACAAACCUUUCAUCAAGACAUCCAGCCUGUUUAAAAACAACCCAGACAUCCCAGAAAUUCACAGGAAAGAAGUGCAGCAGGUGCAAGAAAAUGUCUUCACUACAGAUUCCUUCAGCCAGCUGGACCUCCACCCACAUCUGAUCUCCACAAUAAACACUGUCCUAAACAUAUGCAGCAUGACUAGUGUUCAGAAGCAAACGAUUCCUGUGCUCCUGCAAGGCAGAGAUGCCCUGGUGAGAUCUCAGACUGGUUCAGGUAAAACUCUUGCCUAUGGGAUUCCACUUGUGCAGUCUUUGCAGGGAAUGGAAUCCAAAAUACAGCGCAGUGACGGCCCCUACGCGCUCGUGCUCGUCCCAACCAGGGAGCUUGCACUCCAAAGUUUUGAUACAAUCCAGAAACUACUUAAGCCAUUUACCUGGAUUGUGCCUGGAGUGCUAAUGGGGGGAGAAAAGAGAAAAUCAGAAAAAGCCAGGUUACGGAAAGGGAUAAAUAUCCUCAUCUCCACUCCUGGCCGCCUGGUUGAUCACAUCAGGUCCACGGAAUGUAUUCAUUUCCGUCGCACCCAGUGGCUGAUUAUUGAUGAAGCAGACAGGAUCCUGGACCUGGGCUUUGAGAAGGAUGUGGCUGUGAUCCUCAAUGCUUUAAAUGCUGAGAGAGAGACACGUCAGAAUGUGCUGCUGUCAGCCACCCUCACCGAAGGAGUGACACGCCUGGCUGAUAUCAGCUUGAAUGACCCCGUCAGCAUUUCCAUAGCAGAUGAAAUCCAGAAGGUGCCUAAACCAGCAUCACAAACAGAUCGGGAAGCCAGCAGUUCAUCAAACUGCAUGGAGCAGGAAAACUUUGCUGUUCCAGAGACACUCCAGCAGUAUGUCAUGGUGGUCCCCAGCAAACUGAGGCUUGUCACGUUAGCAGCUUUUAUCCUGCAGAAAUGCAAGUUUGAAAAGCGCCACAAGAUGAUCAUCUUUUUCUCCAGCUGUGAACAAGUGGAAUUCUACCACGAGCUCCUUGUAAAGGUCCUUGCAGGAGGGCCAGAGUCAGAACAACCUGGACAUUCACCCCUCUCCUCUGUGAGCUUACAUUUUCUGCGUCUGCACGGCAACAUGGAACAGGAAGAAAGGACAGAGGUCUUCCAAGAGUUCCUAAAAUCCAAGACUGGCAUCUUGCUUUGCACUGAUGUAGCAGCACGGGGGCUGGACCUGCCUCAAGUGACGUGGAUUGUACAGUACAACGCUCCGGCUUCACCUGCGGAAUACAUCCACCGGAUCGGGAGGACGGCGCGCAUCGGCUGCCGCGGGAGCAGCCUGCUCGUGCUGGCGCCUUCGGAGGCAGAAUAUGUCAGCUUGCUGGCUUCUCACAAGAUUAAUGUUUCAGAGCUGAAGAUGGAGAAGGUGUUAGCCAGCCUGAUGAAAGAUGAUCGCUUCAAGCUGCACAGACCAGGAAGCAAGCUUAUAAAUAAUGUUAUUGUCCACACUCAUUGUGCCAGUGGUUUGGGAUCUGCCAGAACAGGAUUUUAAGGAAUCACAAGGCAGAAAAAGUUCUCCUAUCCCACCGUUUCUCCAUGAUGGCAACAGUGCUGCUUGUUUAACAGAGGGAUGGGGAUGCAGAUCAAGCAAACCUCUGGGGUAGGCUUUUAUCUUUGGGGUCUUGGAAAAAUGUGUAAGGUCUCAAAUUAAUUGUCCUGCUCAUCCAAACCAGGAUUAAAGCUUGCCUGUGUGAGUAAAGCACAUGGAAUGGCUUCCAUGCCCUUCCAGUAGCACUGAUUUAUUUGAUCUGUCCAGACACUCAGUCAUGGGCAGGUUUUAUUUUCACAGUUUGCCUCUGAGUCAGUUUUAAAUUUAGAUUUUUUUAUUAUUAUUAUUAUUGGGGUGGGGUUUUUUUGUUUUUUAGCUGAACCUCCCUGGAAGACAGGAAUCAAACACAGGGUUUUUUUCAUGCCCAUUAGGGUGCAAUUUUAAAAUGAGUUCUGUCUCAAGGGUCUGAAGGGGAUAAAAGACAAAGUGGAGAUGGGAGGAGGGGAGAAGCUGUUUUCCAGGGACAUUAUGUUUCCUGCCGUUUGCUUUUUUUCUUUUUUUAUUUAUAUCUCUUCCACUGACCUCACACUUUGGAAAUUAUGCACCUAGCUUUUUAUCCCUCAUUUUUGUCUUACUUUUUUUUUUUUUUUUUAUUUUCCCCCAGCACCAGGAAGAAGAGAUGCCUCAUUUUGAAACCUAAAGGGGGGAAUAAGAAAAGUCCUUUGUAAUAUAUUGCCAUAUUAUCACUAAAUCCCCUGACAGUUGUGACACAGAAGCAAGUCACCUGUCACUUAAGCUUGAGGUCUCUUUAAUUUUCUCCUGGAAUUCGCACCAGGCUGUCUUUAAUUUGAGGCCUUUAUUGGAAUUCUGAAACCUUUCUGCCUCCCUGGUGCUCAGAUCUAUUCUGAGUGCUGUUACAGAAUGUAUACAAUAACCAACACAGGGAUUCAGAGGGGGCUGAAGCACUGUUUAUUUAACACUCUGGAGGGAUUUUCGUGCUUAUUCGGUCCUGGCUACCCAGCUUUCAAUAUCGCUUUGACAACCGUUAUGCCCUUCUCAUUAAUUUUAAACAGUUAAAACACAGGAAAAAGAGAAAAAGUUUUCAUUAUUAAAGUGCUUUACUUUUUAAUAACAGAGGAUUCUGUCCGCCAGGGGAAAGGGCAAACCUCACUAAUUUCACAUUCAUAUUAAAAAGCGCUGGGAAGGUGACACUUGGUGCUGCCAGGAGGCUUAACAAAAGGAAAGUGCUGGGGGCCGGGAGGAGCAGGCGGGGCCACAAAGUUUUGUGUUUCACGUCGGGUGGAAAGUUGGUGGUGUCAACAAGGAGCGGCCGCUUCGGGCUGGCAGCUGCACUUGGGGGUCACUGAAGCUCUGCAGAGGUCCUGGGCUGGGGCUGGUCUCAGCUUCACACCUGAAGGCAAAGGAACCUGUGAAAGGAGUGUCCAGAGGAGCUGAGGAAGGGUCCAGAGAGUGAAUUAUGUGAGGAGCAGCUGAGGGAACUGGAGGAAAAGAGGUUCAGGGAGGAGAACUCACAGACAGGAGGGUGCAGCCAGGUGGGGGUCAGGACCUGCUUCCAGGGAACAAGGACAGGAGGAGAGGACGCAGCCUCAAGCUGUGCCAGGAGAGGUUCAGGUAGAACAUCAGGAAGAAUUUCUUCACUGCAAGGAUGGUCAAGCAUUGGAAUGGGCUGCCCAGGAACGUGG
Messenger RNA from Motacilla alba alba, 3487 nucleotides. RefSeq names its product DEAD-box helicase 31 (gene DDX31). Lineage: Eukaryota; Metazoa; Chordata; Aves; Passeriformes; Motacillidae. The record is from RefSeq and is a predicted model, not a curated record. Gene Ontology annotation, molecular function: nucleic acid binding; ATP binding; RNA helicase activity. Gene Ontology annotation, biological process: ribosome biogenesis. Gene Ontology annotation, cellular component: nucleus. The transcript is spliced from 18 exons. Bases 48 to 1787 code for a protein of 579 amino acids.